AUGGAAAAAAAUGUGAAGAAAAAGAAUGUGAACAAAACCUGUAACGCUCUACCAACUGCUGGAGAGACCCCUGCUAGUGUCUCUAGCAUCUUGCCUUCAGAGCAAGUUUCACCGUCUAAUGUGUCAGACCUUCACACAAUUUUGCCCAAAGUAGUACGUCUGGAAACUGGACCUCAGAAAACACGACCAGGCACUGCAAUAAUAUCAAAACUGUCAGAUUCUUCAAACAUGUCUCGGACACCACUAAAUCGGCCUGUCAUCCCACCAAGAAGACCUUGCUUCAGGGUAUGCUAUAUCUGUGGCAGAGAAUUUGGGUCACAGUCUAUUUCUAUACACGAACCCCAGUGCCUAGAGAAGUGGCGUAUUGAAAACAGUCAGCUACCAAGGCAUCUCAGAAGAGCAGAGCCCAGGAAACCUGAGGUCCUUACUGACAGUUCCUAUAUGCUUACAGCUGAAAAUGAGGCAGCUUAUCACAGUGCUCAAGCCCAGCUCCUGCCCUGUGAAAACUGUGGACGAACCUUCCUUCCUGACCGUCUCGUUGUGCACCAAAGGAGCUGCAGAGGAGGUAGCCGUGGUGUGGGACUGUCAAAUUCUAGCCCCCAUAACUCUGGUAAAGGCCCAAGCUCUGGAUCUGGCUCAGCAAGUGAUGAUCCAUCUAAGACCCGUCAAGGAAAGAGCAAGGCUCCACUGGCCGUAUUAGACAAGGCACAAGCCAUAAGACGGCCACCAGCAGUGAUUUGUUACAUAUGUGGGCGUGAGUAUGGAACAAAAUCUAUUAGCAUACAUGAGCCACAAUGCCUGAAAAAAUGGCACCAGGAGAAUGACAUGCUACCCAAGCACUUGAGAAGGCCAGAGCCCAAAAAGCCUGAAGUCAGUCCUGUACAAGCCAAAGGUUUCUAUGAUCUUGAUUCUUUAAAUGAGGCUGCCUGGAUCAGCGCCCAGAACCAGCUAGUUCCAUGUGAUAUUUGUGGGCGUACUUUUCUUCCAGACAGACUGAUCGUCCACCAGCGGUCCUGUAAACCGAAGAAACCAAGUAGCUCCUUUGGAUUUAUUGUUUUUGCAGGGUUCUUUGUCCUUGGCCAUCUUUGGAACAAGACUAUCUUGUUGACUCCCACUCAGAGUUUAAAUCCGUGGAGCACUGCAGUGUUCACAUCCUCAUGGGACACUGAAGCUCGUGAAGCCCUUGCCUGCUACAAGUGA
Messenger RNA from Tauraco erythrolophus (red-crested turaco), 1200 nucleotides. It is a transcript of the gene ZNF475, whose product is annotated as zinc finger protein 475. The record is from RefSeq and is a predicted model, not a curated record. Lineage: Eukaryota; Metazoa; Chordata; Aves; Musophagiformes; Musophagidae.